Messenger RNA from Colletotrichum spaethianum, 2226 nucleotides. RefSeq lists its product as uncharacterized. Lineage: Eukaryota; Fungi; Ascomycota; Sordariomycetes; Glomerellales; Glomerellaceae. The coding region runs from base 1 to 2226 and encodes 741 amino acids. The record is from RefSeq and is a predicted model, not a curated record. The transcript has a single exon.
AUGCCAAAGCCCAUCACCCGCACGAAUGCGAAGCGCUAUUUGAACGGAUGGCUUGUGCACAUCCCCGCUUUGGUGUCAACUGCAGUCAUCCUUUGGAUCAGCAUGGAAAAGUGGUUCUGGUUUCCGGAAGACGGCCCAUGGGAUGGCAUUAGCGCCGAUGUUAUCGGAAAUGUCCUACAAUUCGCGGCCAAGAUACAUGAGCUUCUCGUUGUCGCUUCUCUCUCUGCUAUUGCCAUCUCUAUGUUCCGCCGGCGGCUGGUUGGAAGAGGUGUGCGACUGGGGUUUUUGACAGGUGGAUAUCGAGUCGGUGAUAUCAACUACCUUCUAUCCUCACCGUUCCGUCACCAAGGACUCGAUGGCACAGUGCCAUGGGAGAUUUUUCUCGUUACCUACCUUGUCUUUGCUACGGUCAUGUCCACCGUGGUCGGGCCUGCAUCGGCAGUUCUCCUCGUGCCAACCUUGGGUUGGUUUCCACUUAAGCACGACCAGGCUUUCAGUAAUCUUGAAAUGCCCGUUUUGUACGAUGCGAGUUUCGACGCGGUCAGGCCCGAAAUCUUCGCCGACACGGAGCCCUGGAACGUGACAGGUUCAUGCAAGAGAAUAGACGGAUUUUAUUACGCUGGUUGUCCAUCCGGAGGCUAUUCUGAAAUUUGGAACUGGGUUCAGACUUUUGGAUCAACCAAUUUGAACAACAAUCUGACUUUCAACUACCCAUCCACAGACCUCCGGCGCCAUUUAGUUUUCACCCAGCCUGAAACUCACACAUCAGAGGCGAAUGACAAACCAACACUGCUCACCACUCCAUCACACUUCUUUAUGACGGUUAUGGGCCUCUUCCAGAAAUACAUUGAUGGGAACCCCGUAGGCGACGUAUCUAGCGGCGCCCGUUAUGAACUUAAAGCAAAGAUCGACGGUUCCAAUGAUAAUACCUCAGCGGAUCGUUCCAUCUACCAGCCAUUUGUUCAGUCCAAAUGCAGAGUCUACAACAAAAACAAGAUCCUAAACACUAGCGAGGACAUGUUACAUCCUACCGAAUACCUUAAUUGCUUCGGCGACACUGAGUGCGAACGACUAAAGCACAGCCCACCAAUAGUCAACAACGCAUGGUGGAGAGGAGAAGAGAAGACAAACAUACAAAUAGCCCACACUUACUUUACAGCUGAAGAUCCCAGCUCUGUUGUCUUUACGUCAGGGCAAGUUCCUCAUCCGUAUGGUCUCAGAGAAAAGGACCUCAUUUACACCUGCAGCUUGACUGCCAGCUGGGUAGCUUCGAAUUUCUCCAUCGACCCAAAAGUCAGUGACGUUCUGAUGUCCAGCCUCAACAAGAAGGAACGCAUGAACGAAGUGUUUGAAAGUCCGAUUUUGAACGAUGGUUAUAUUAUCCGAUUCAAUAAAGAUUGGUUCCAAUACCUUGUCCCGGAAUUUAACAUUACUUUCGAGGACGACGGCACGCGCACAAACAAUUUCACCUCCGCCCUCUUGAAACUCGUUGAACUCUUCAGUAUAUAUCCAGACAGAAGCUUCACCCCAGAAAGUUCCAUUAACGACCGCAACACUACCCAAGCAGAGUUGUUCUUGUCCAAGGUAUUCGGCGUCUAUCUCACCGACGGCAUCUCUCGAACAGGCUCGCAAAGUACAACGUAUCUCAAAAUCAGCGAAACCGCAGACCGUCUGGAUUUAAUCGAAUUAGAAGCGCAGUAUAGCCGUUCGAAUGGAUCCUUGUCAAUAAGCGACGUAAAUACUACCCACAGCUUGGUGGAGUAUGACGGCGAGGAAAUAUUAUACAAUAUGUCACUUCCACAAGUAUACAGCGAAAUGUUCCAUGGUAUGGUGCAAUUCGACUUUGACGUUCAAAGAUAUGGGUAUGGAACUGGCCGAUCACGCAAAACUGUUACUUUUGCGCGUGCCAUGAUGUACAUCUAUCUCGCGAACGCCUCCACAGUUGGGUUCGCUCAUGCUGUAGAGUUGACAGGUCGGGGCAGACGGUUUCGUGUGCUGAGCGUGGUCCCUUGGUCCGAUCUACAGGAUCUGAUUGUCCUUGCACUCAAGACAACGCCUCCAUCUGAUGCCAAUCUCGCGGACGCUGGUGCCGGAGUAACAUCUCCAGAGCUAUGGAAGAAGUCAGUGAGGGCAAGAGCGGACGAAUACCAUAAUGUGCAGCUCGUGCUGAACGAAGAAACAUUGACAGAAAGGCUCGAUGUCACUGGAAAAGAAAAGUACUACUAA